AUGAAACCCAGGAUCCGCAAACGCAGCCCCCUACUCCAACGCUGUCUCCAAAUCGUCGGAAUCCUCCUCCUAGCCUGGACUGCCAUCGAAGUGCUCUACGUCCGCACGGCCCUCGUCCGCGAAGCCUCACAGCAACCACCCGCCCUGGGCAAAGAGAAGAUCUUCAUAGCGAGCAUCCACUGGAACAACGAAGCCAUCUUGCGAAGCCAUUGGAAUCGAGCCGUCGUCGACCUAGCGAAAGAGAUCGGCCGCGAGAAUGUCUACGUGAGCGUACAAGAGAGCGGGAGUUUUGACGAUUCGAAAGGCGCGUUGAGGGAGUUGGAUGGACGAUUGCAGGAGGCGGGGGUUUCGAGGAGGAUUGUUUUGGAUAAUACGACUCAUUUUGACGAGGUGACUCGAACUCCUGCUGAGGCGGAAACGGGCUGGAUCCGGACGCCGAGGGGACAGGUCGAGUUGAGACGGAUACCGUAUCUUGCGAAGUUGAGGAAUUUGGUUAUGGAGCCGUUGUACGAGUUGCAGAAGGGUGGGUUGAAGUUUGAUAAGGUCUUGUUUUUGAAUGAUGUGGUGUUUAACAAUUGGGACGUGAGGAAUUUGCUGGCGACGAGGGAGGGGCAGUAUGCGGCGGCUUGCUCAUUGGAUUUCAAGCAUGGGUCUUCGUUCUACGACACGUUUGCAUUGAGGGACGCGGAAUGGCAUGAUCAGCUCACGCAGCGGUGGCCUUUUUUCCGAGCGCGGACGUCUCGCCACGCCGUCAAGGCCAGCCUACCUGUCCCUGUCACGAGCUGCUGGAACGGUAUCGUCGCCAUGGACGCCGCACCCUUCUACUCAGAGAACCGCUUAGCCUUCAGGGGCGUCCCGGACAGCCUCGCGCUCUCCCACCUCGAAGGCUCCGAAUGCUGCCUCAUCCACGCCGACAACCCCCUCUCGCCCACCAAAGGCGUCUGGCUCAACCCCAACGUGCGCGUCGGAUACAGUGGACCGGCUUAUGAAGCUGUGCACUCGUUCCAGACAUCGCCGUGGAUCUCGUCGUAUGAGAUUGCGUUGGGCGCUUGGACGAAUAGGAUUCUGAGGUGGAUCACGACGCCGUAUUUCAAGGAGCAAGUCGUGCAGGGACGGGUGGGGAUGUGGAGGAAGAGGGGCGAGAGGAAUGAGGAGAGGGGCGUGUUUUGUUUGAUUAAUGAGAUGCAGGUGCUGAUUUGGAAUGGGUGGGCGCAUGUUUGA
This is a messenger RNA of Zasmidium cellare ATCC 36951, 1221 nucleotides long. Its product is annotated as glycosyltransferase family 69 protein. The transcript has a single exon. The coding region runs from base 1 to 1221 and encodes 406 amino acids. Lineage: Eukaryota; Fungi; Ascomycota; Dothideomycetes; Mycosphaerellales; Mycosphaerellaceae. The record is from RefSeq and is a predicted model, not a curated record.